This is a messenger RNA of Oncorhynchus gorbuscha (pink salmon), 2992 nucleotides long. RefSeq names its product beta-1,3-galactosyltransferase 1-like. Gene Ontology annotation, molecular function: N-acetyl-beta-D-glucosaminide beta-(1,3)-galactosyltransferase activity. Bases 559 to 1548 code for a protein of 329 amino acids. Gene Ontology annotation, cellular component: membrane. The record is from RefSeq and is a predicted model, not a curated record. The transcript is spliced from 4 exons. Lineage: Eukaryota; Metazoa; Chordata; Actinopteri; Salmoniformes; Salmonidae.
UGCGGUGAUAUCAGAUGCAGAGCCCAGCGCAGGACGGACACAGUUUCAGCACCUCUUGUCUUGGUGGGAUGUAGACAACUAGACCGAGAUGGAGUGAAGAGGAAAGAGCCUAUCGUUAAGGGCAGGAGCCAGCUGUGUGAGAUCUGUGAACACCAAAGGGGUAGAAGAAGGGUCUAGGGGCUGAAGGAAACAAGCCAGAAGUCUGAAAGAUUGAGGUCAAGGCUGUCCGUUGUUUUCCCUGCAGGACCAGUGAGAGAUUACGUUUUGAUGACAAGCUCUAUACCUUAAGAAUCAAGUGCUGGCGAGAAGAAUGCAAGGGAACGCCCCUAAUGGAAUGGAAUAGUACAAUGGCUGCAUCGAGGAAAAACGACAACCCUCCUUUUCAACCAGAAUCUCACCACUAGUCUGUAUUAAAGCAGUCAGGGGUACUGAAUUAAUGUCAAGCAUCACGUGGAGGCAGCAUCAUGCUGCACCGCUGGAAGUAGCUGGAGGACCACCCAUGGAGAUUCCACCUUCUCGACGUUCUCAAUGCUCCUAACACACACCAAGUAAACAGAAAUGCCUUCAAAGGUCAGCUGCUUAUACUUGUUGACGGUCGUUUGCUGGGCUAGCGCUCUCUGGUACCUGAGUCUGUCCCGUCCCUCCACCUCUUACGUGGGCCAGCUGUCCAUCCCCAUCCGCCAGAAGACCAAGCUCACCAAGAACGUGACCUUCAGCAAUAUACGGACUCGGCCGCUCAACCCACACGCCUUCGACUUUGUCAUCAAUGAGCCCAAGAAGUGUGAGACGGUGGCACCUUUCUUAGUCAUCCUGAUCAGCACCACCCACAAGGAGUUUGAUGCACGUCAAGCGAUUCGAGAGACGUGGGGAGACGAGAGCACGUUCAGCGAUGGCGUUCGCGUCCUCACACUCUUCCUGCUUGGGAGGAACACAGACCCGGUGCUCAACCAGAUGGUGGAACAGGAGAGCCAGAUCUUCCACGAUGUCGUGGUGGAGGACUUCAUAGACUCCUACCACAACCUCACCCUCAAGACCCUGAUGGGCAUGCGCUGGGUGGCCACCUUCUGCUCCAAGGCACAGUACGUCCUCAAGACGGACUCGGACAUCUUCGUCAACAUGGAGAACCUGGUCUACAACCUCCUCAAGCCCGCCAGCAAGCCGCGGAGACGCUACUUCACGGGCUACGUCAUCAACGGAGGUCCGAUUAGAGACAUGCGCAGUAAGUGGUACAUGCCCAGAGACCUUUACCCUGAGGCUAAGUACCCGCCUUUCUGCUCGGGCACUGGGUACGUGUUCUCGGCGGAUGUGGCCGAGCUCAUCUACAAGACGUCCCUGCACACCAGACUGCUUCACCUGGAGGAUGUGUACGUGGGGCUGUGUCUUCGCAAGCUGGGCAUCCACCCCUUCCAGAACAGUGGCUUCAACCACUGGAAGAUGGCCUACAGUCUGUGCCGCUACAGACGGGUCGUAACGGUCCACCAGAUCUCCCCGGAGGAGAUGCACCGCAUCUGGAAUGACAUGACCAGCAAGAAACACCUCAAGUGUUAAUCAGCUACCUACAGUUAGUGCCAAUGUGAAGAGGCCCUGAAAUCUUCAUCUUCUUCUUCUUCUUCUUCUCCUUUCUUGCUUCUUCUCUUCCUCCUCCUCUGCCCCUUCCUUCUCUUCCGAUCUCUGCUUUUCUUUGUCAAUGUACAGCACAUGAUCCUGAGGGAACGGUACUAUAACAAUAACCUUCUGGCCGUUUGCAUAGUCCAAGAGACGCUUCGCUAAAAGCCUCUUCAUCAGACCAAGGUUUCUCUCUGCUGUUGUAACUCCUGCGUUCUCCCCCGUAGCUAUUGAUGAGUUUAAAGGCCACAGGUAAGAAAAUAAAAUAAUUAUAGACAUUUUCAGAAAUAUAUUUGAUUAAAAUGACUCAAUGACUUAACUUUACUCUUAUGAAAAUCAAAUAAUGUCCCACAAUGCAACAGAAUGCCAUUUGCACCAUAUGUUGUUUAUGAGAUGAAAUCCCUAAAACACAGAGGUAAGAAGCUUAGCAGUGGAACAGAAUAGCUCAGAUGCUAUUAGGUUAAUCUAUGUAGGCAACGCUGCUAAUUUACAGAAAAAGUCUGGCCCCGUUACUGAAGUAGUAGGGAUGAUAAGAAAUACCAAGAUAUACAACCUAUGUAAAAUGCUCUGCUGUCAGUUAGGUUGAUAAUGAAUGUCCACUCUUAAUUUCCAGUCUUUGUAUAUUUAAUAAAGAUGUAUUUGUGGGAUGUACUGUUUUGGUACCGCAACAGAUGUUGUCAUUGUGAAAAGACCAUGAUAAGUAUACAAUGUAACAGCGUGCUGUCGACAUAGAUUGAGUGUACAUUGGAAUGAUCUAAGAUCGUUAGAACAGGAGACUGACAGUUCAAUGGACUUACUGUGUGACACGACGGACAUAAAUGCCUCUGCAGUUGAGUUGUAAUAUAUUGUUUUAAAGAUCAAACCUAUUUUCUUACUAUGUAUUUGGAGUCCUUUGUAUUGUACUAGGUAGAGAAUGGCUUCAUUUCUUGAACACCAGUAUUUCUUAUGGGACGGUACAAACGGCGAUGUAACAAUAUUAACCACAUGCAUUCCCAGGUGAAUGUUAUUCUAUCUAUAUGUGAUGUGCAAUAACUUCUUUGCUCUUUAAGCCGCGCAGAGUGUUAUAUUUUAUAUUACUUGAAGCCGCAUUACAUUAAAGACAUAUUUCAUUUGAGAGUGUAUCCCUUUUUUCCUACGUAUUUGGGAGUUUAAAAAUGCUGUAAUUUAUUGUGUGUGAUCCUAAUAAGAGGGCAGUUUAUAAUAUUGUUUAAUUAUUCAAUGAGUUUUAUUUCAAUACAUGCAGUAGACUGCCAAAUACCUAUUUAUACCUGAACUAAUGACUUCAGCUUUACCCAAGUCCCUCUCUGUAGUUGCAGUGCAUCCGGUAAUGAAUUGUAAACAUGUUCGGCGCUCAUUAAGAUUGCCUAUCAACACAACUCUCUGUGUA